Molecule: messenger RNA, 543 nt
Organism: Pyrus x bretschneideri (Chinese white pear)
Lineage: Eukaryota; Viridiplantae; Streptophyta; Magnoliopsida; Rosales; Rosaceae
Product: wall-associated receptor kinase-like 6
Exons: 1
Coding region: 1-543 (180 amino acids)
Biological process (GO): protein phosphorylation; cell surface receptor signaling pathway
Cellular component (GO): plasma membrane
Molecular function (GO): protein serine/threonine kinase activity; ATP binding
Source: RefSeq, a predicted model, not a curated record
AUGAACAAUUAUGAUAAAAACAAUGUCCAUGGCCAAGGAAGUUUUGGAACAGUUUACAAAGGAGUUCUAUCAGUUAACACGGUGAUCGUGCUUUCUUGGAUAAACCAUCGUAAUGUGGUUAAGCUUUUAGGCUGUUGUUUGGAGACGGGGGUGCCCUUACUUGUGUACAAGUCCAUCACGAACGGGAAUCUUUACAGCCACAUUUAUGAUCGGAAGCAAGGAUAUUCUUCCUCGGUUCUUUCGUGUCAAACAUGUCUUAAAGUUGCGAUAAAGAUUUCAGGAGCUCUUUUGCACUUACACUCGGAAACUUACAUACCUAUCAAUGCUAUCAUACAUAGAGACGUGAAGACUGCGAAUAUAUUGCUGGAUGAGGAUUACACGGCAAAGAUCUCCAACUUUGGAACUUCGAGGCUUAUUUGGAUCGAUGAGAGUCACUUAACUACGUUAGCACGAGGAACAUUUGGAUAUUUGGACCCGGAAUACUCUCUGAGUAGCCAACUAACAGAAAAGAGUGACGUUUAUAGUUUCAGAGUGAGCUGCUAA